Messenger RNA from Rotaria sordida, 306 nucleotides. The record is from the annotation of a GenBank genome assembly. Lineage: Eukaryota; Metazoa; Rotifera; Eurotatoria; Philodinida; Philodinidae.
AUGAUCAAUAUUAUUCAACUUAUGUUCGUUAAUUUACCAAUAGCAAUUGAUGGAAUGAGUAAAAAACAAUUUUCUACAGCAGUUGAAAUGGGCCAACAAGUAUCUUUAUCUAAUUUAAAAGUUAUCGAUCUACUUGCAACAAAUAAUCAACAUUCGGUUAAAGCAUUAUCCGAUGGUAGAAUAGAAGAUGUUUAUUUAUUUUUACCCUUAGAUGUUAUGAAUUCAAUCAGUAAAAAUUCGAUCUUAUGUUAUAAUCAGAAAAAUUCGAUUGAAUUACCAAUUACAAAAAAAACAUUAACCAAAUAA